AAUAAGAAAGCAUACCAUAUGGAUCUUUUUUAUUCACUAGUUUUACUGGCACUAUUGUUCUAAAUGGUAUAUUUUUGUUUGUAAUGGUAUUUCUAUAUUUUCAAUAUUCUAGAUAAAGAGUUCGGAAUUAAUGGAUAUGCUAACACAACGGAUGUAACUGUGAGUGAAUACGACACAAAUAUACGAUUUAUUUGUAAAUUAAUUAAUUACAAUACCACGUCAGUUCAAAUCUUAUUCAACAAUGUCCUUCUAAACGAGCAGAAAAAUUCUAACAUUCUAUACUUUACACGUAAGAAUGUAACGUGUUUUGACGCUGGUGUAUAUACAUGCAAAGACAACAGUAAAAAAGAAGCCUCGAUUCGUUUAUUUGUCAAAUGUGCACCUCGUCCUCUGCAGAAUGUUGGUAGAAAUAUAACAAGUUCAAUGUAUGUUCCCGUAACACUUAGCUUCACAGCACUAGCGUACCCUGAACCUGGUCCUAAAGGAUUCUUGUGGCACAAGGAAGAUGGGAUCGAUUGGAUACCUUUAUUAAGUAAUUCAGAUGUUCAGAUAUCUUCUUCAGGCCUUCAGUCAAACAUUACUAUAUUUAACGUGUCGCUGUGUGAUUAUGGAACAUAUCGAUUAACUGUUAGAAAUGAAGUUGGAAUUUAUAAGCAAAUGAUACGCCUUGUUAAGAAGGACUCUGCACAGACAGAAGUUACAGAAAAUUAUACCGAAGAUGAUGCAAACAACAGCUGGAUGCCAGUUGGCAUUGCUUUUGGUUUCCUCGCCAUAGCCAUUGGAAUAUAUGCAACUGGUAUAACCUUUUUGUGGAGGAGAAAAGCUGUAUCGAAAGGUGCAAGGAAGCCAAGUGGAGAUUCAACAGCACAAACAACGUACAUGAACACAGACGUUGUCGUACACCAUGCAGAAGCUGCCAGCAUCCGGGAUCAACACCUUAUUGAAGCAGAUUCUGUGAAUCCUUACACAGACCUAGCUCAUUAUUCUAGGGAUGAUAGAUCGACAUAUGAAGUUCUUAAAUGAAAAUGAUGUAACAGUUAUAUAACUGGUGACCUGUAUUGUACAUAAUUCAACAUACUAUAUUUCAAACGAUACAUUUGAGAUUUUGAGAUUGUCGAUAAAUGUGUCGGCACAAUGGACCAUAAUAAAAUUGACUGGUUGACUUUUAGACUCUUUUCAUAGAGUCAGAACUGGUAGAUGAUGUUGACCCCGAAUGAUCUCUAAAGACAGAUCGGACUUAUUAUUAACUGUAAAGAUAGUUUUAACUCACUGUUUGUCAUUUCCAACAUUUCCAGACUGAUAUAGUGACAUAUAUCAGAAUCACGAUGUUCACAUUAAGUAAAAUGUACCAAACACAAAUUAUAAAAGUUUGUGCCCUUUAACCCUGAAACUUCUGAAUUGGUCCCAUACAUUUUUUUGGCUCCAGAAGGAAAAAUACAUUAAGCAAUUAUAUACUAAGUAUAAAUGAAUUUAAUAAUCAAUAGCAAUAUAUUUAUUAAUUGAUGUUGCAAUAAUUAAUAGCUAUAUAUUUAUUUAUUGAUGUUGCUUUAACAUUGCCUUUAUUUUAGUAAAGUAAGUGCAGCUUCAUAACCUUUUUUGAUGUUUCUUUAACUUUUGUCUUGAUACCACUUUGUUAACAAACAAGAUUCAAGAUUCAAAUAACUUUAUUUGUGUUCAAAGGCCUCCGGCCCAAAAUAGCAUACAUACAACAAUAUUGUAAUAUGGUUGCGUCACCUUAACAAUGUUUAUAAAUGCGAACAAAGACUAGUUGUUUAUGUUAUCCAUUAAACAUAUACAUAAAACAUAAGCUUCCUUAAUAUGGUUAUAUCACGUGUUCUUAUUAAUACAUAAAAAUCAUGUAGUUCUCUUCCGCCAAAAUACCAAUUGAAUAAAUACUUAUCACGGAUUUGUUUGUAUUUUUUACAUAUAAAGAAAGCAUGGAAUUCACAAUCUAGCUAUACUAUCAUUACAAGUUGUACACAAACGUUCUUCCCUUGGGAUAUUAUUAUGUCUGCCUAUUUCUAUACCUAAUUUAUGGUUGGAGCAACGAAAAUUACAAAACGCCCUUUUAUGUUUAAAUGGUAUUUUAUUUAUAAGUAUCGUUCAACAUUUAAAAGUGAUUUAAAUUUAUUAUAGUG
This is a messenger RNA of Ruditapes philippinarum (Manila clam), 2138 nucleotides long. RefSeq lists its product as uncharacterized. The record is from RefSeq and is a predicted model, not a curated record. The coding region runs from base 424 to 1023 and encodes 199 amino acids. NCBI's taxonomy places the organism in Eukaryota, Metazoa, Mollusca, Bivalvia, Venerida, Veneridae. The transcript is spliced from 5 exons.